Messenger RNA from Labeo rohita (rohu), 1268 nucleotides. RefSeq names its product mucin-3B-like. The record is from RefSeq and is a predicted model, not a curated record. NCBI's taxonomy places the organism in Eukaryota, Metazoa, Chordata, Actinopteri, Cypriniformes, Cyprinidae. The transcript has 8 exons. Bases 52 to 1200 code for a protein of 382 amino acids.
CAAGAGUAGUUAGUAGUUAGUUUUACAAAUGUCAUAUCUAAUACAUGUGAAAUGGACUACUGUCUGCUGCUCUUAAUCGCUACCUCAGCUGUUUUGGAGAAGACUUGGUGUCUAAAUAAUUCAUUGAGCGCCAACAACACAGACGACAACAAUAUCACAACAAUCAACCCCCUCUCCACAACAGUGACCGAACCGAACAGCGACACAACAAUCAGCUCCCUCCACACAACAGAGACCACAACGAACAGCAUCACAACAAUCAGCCCCCUCUCCACAACAGUGACUGAACCGAACAGCAUCACAACAAUCAGCCCCCUCCACACAACAGUGACCGAACCAAACAGCAUCACAACAAUCAGCCCCCUCCACACAACAGUGACCGAACCGAACAGCAUCACAACAAUCAGCCCCCUCCACACAACAGAGACCACAACGAACAGCAUCACAACAGUCAGCCCCCUCAACAAAACAGUGAUUGUACCGAACAGCAACACAACAAUCAGCCCCCUCAACACAACAGUGACCGUACCAAGUCUGGUGUGUCAAAACGGGGGUAUCUUACUACAAGGGCAAUGCAUCUGCAAUGAAAAUUGGACUGGAGCUGUCUGCAACAUUUCAAAUUCCUGCCCUGAACAAAAGCCCACACCAUUCACCUUUCCUAAAACUGUCUUAGGCCAGUUUGCUUCCUCUAAAGAGCAAUGUGAACCAAACACAACAAAUGCUGGCAUGCACCGGGCUUCAGCCCUCUGUAAUAGAAAUACUCACUUAUUUGAUCCUCCAAAUAUUCUAAAUUGUAGUUGGACACUGGACACCAUUAAUGCACAGGUUUCUGGAGCUACUGUGGAAGAAAAACAGAAUUUAGCCUCCAGUACCCAGAUCCUCACAUCCAUACCAGAACGGCUAACACCCCACAACAUCACAAAUGCAGCUCAAAUAGCCAGUGCCCUGCUCUCUGACCAACAAACUGCACAUAUUACGGAUAUCACAGUAUCAGUAGUCGCUACAGUCAGUCAGCUCCUGAACGCAAGUCGUGAGAUAUUCUCUUCUGUCAACAAUACUGCAAUUUCUGAACUAACACAGACUCUACAGGAAGUGUCUCUGCAUGAGGAACCAAAUCCAUUGUUGGUGCAACCGAAUAUGGCAGUGCAGACACUGAAGGAGCAGGCCAAUCAACAAAGCCGAUCCAACAAGUGCAAUUAACUGCUUUUAAAGGGAAGAACUUUUCACCUGACAGAAUAAAACUGUAUACAACAGUGGCUGACAUUCCC